GUCGUCGUCGUCUCCUCUCAUCAUCAUCAUCAUCCGCCUCUUCCCAAUCAUCCCCCUCGUCGUCGUCUUCGCCGUCGCGUUUGACAUGGCGGACGCGGCGCGCAGCCCCGCGCCAUGAGCUCCGCGAGCGGCCACACUGCUGCUGCUGCUGUUCACCUCGGCGGGAGCGCGAGAGCGGCGGCCGAGUGGGAGGGACGCGGGAGGCGACGCGGCGGAGCGGCGGAGGAAGUGAACUUGGCGAGCAUUUGAGGAGAGUGUGACACCCCUGACGACUUGUGGAGAGAACCGUGGCGACGAUGAGCGAGUUGGACCAACUCCGCCAGGAGGCAGAACAGCUCAAGAAUCAAAUCAAGGAUGCGAGGAAGGCGUGUGGAGACACGACCCUCACCCAGAUCACGGCCAACAUGGAUCCCGUGGGUCGAAUCCAAAUGCGGACACGACGCACGCUGCGUGGACACCUGGCCAAGAUCUAUGCCAUGCACUGGGGCUCCGACUCGAGACUGUUAGUGAGCGCCUCCCAGGACGGCAAACUCAUCAUAUGGGACAGUUACACGACCAACAAGGUACAUGCGAUCCCCCUGCGCUCGUCCUGGGUGAUGACCUGCUCGUACGCGCCCUCCGGUAACUACGUGGCGUGCGGCGGCCUCGACAACAUCUGCUCCAUCUACAGCCUCAAGACCCGCGAGGGCAACGUGAGGGUCAGCAGGGAGCUGCCCGGCCACACGGGUUACCUGUCUUGCUGCCGCUUCCUGGAUGACAACCGCAUCGUGACCAGCUCCGGCGACACCACAUGCGCGCUGUGGGACAUCGAGACGGGGCAGCAGACGACGGCAUUUGUGGGCCAUUCGGGCGACGUCAUGAGCCUGGCCCUGGCCCCCGACGGCCGCGCGUUCGUGUCGGGCGCCUGCGACGCCUCCGCCAAGCUGUGGGACGUGCGCGACGGCAUGUGCCGGCAGACCUUUUCCGGGCACGAGUCCGACAUCAACGCCAUCUGCUUCUUCCCGAACGGCAACGCGUUCGCGACGGGCUCCGACGACGCCACGUGCCGCCUGUUUGACCUGCGCGCCGACCAGGAGCUCGUGCUGUACUCCCACGACAACAUCAUCUGCGGAAUCACCUCCGUGGCCUUCUCCCGCAGCGGGCGCCUGCUGCUCGCCGGCUACGACGACUUCAACUGCAACGUGUGGGACGCCAUGAAGGCCGAGCGCGCAGGUGUGCUGGCUGGACAUGAUAACCGCGUGUCGUGCCUUGGAGUGACGGAGGAUGGCAUGGCGGUGGCUACUGGUUCCUGGGACAGCUUCCUCAAGAUCUGGAACUAAGAGCACAACACAGCCCCGUGCACCACCACCACCAUCACCACAACUACCACCACCGACAUCACCACUUGCAGCUCACAUUGACGAGGUUUUAUGCGGUCACUUUAGAGUUGGGUGAUGCACUCCUCUCUCCAAUCCCUUGCCACCUUCCCCCCUCCCUCUGAUGUCCCCCGACUCGCACGUCAACGUGCGUGCGCAUCGACGACAGUCUGACAAGAAGACACGCUGUUGGGUGGUGGUGGUGACUCGGGUGUAGUGUUCACAGCCUCUACCCCACACCCUCUCACCACCUUAUUCCCCUCACCACCACCACCGCCGCCGCAUGCUUCUUAGCGUCACUGACUUUGUCUUCCUUUUAAACAAUUCACAUCCUGGCCCUUCCCCCCCCCCCUCCCAUCUCUCAGUAGUAAAUGGUGGCACAGCCCAAGCACGUGGUCACGAAGCUUCACGAUCUAGAUGGUUGCAUUGGCUUGAGAGCUGCUGCUGGUGGUGAUGUUGGUGAAGGGGUGGUGCGUUUGAUGUGGGGCCCAACCAGGGCUCCCGCUGAUCCUCCGCUGUUCCCCCUCUCCCAUGUAGUUUUGUCAGCUGAUGGUAACGAAGCCUCGUUGCCCGCCCGUGACGUGAAGGGUGACCGGGGGGGCUACGCUAAGCGGGUUGGGGAGGUGGCUGACAGCGUUGUCGUUAGCCGGGGGGGGGGGGGGGGCAUGGUGGCAUGGGCGGGGGUGGGGGAAUUGAACGUGUUGGUGGGGUCACAGGUCGCCCCUAGUUGGGGGCGAAGGUCAGACUAAAGCAAGCAUCCCUGUAAAACUUCACAUUAAAAUUAUUCUCUUGCUCGGCUCGUUCGUUCAAUAGCAACAGCGCGAGGGGCUGCUGCUGCGGCGGCCUGUUUGUUAGCGUAGCGCGGUGGCGGUGGCGGCCCUGGGGUCCCCCCCCCCCUCCCUUGCACUCGCCCUGGGGGUACCGAGUGCUGGGGUGGGGGGCGUCCUUGGGGGGGGGGGAAGGGGAGGGGGCUGCAGGUGUAGGGGGGGGCCCCCAGGCAGCAGCAGCAGUGGAGUAGGGGGGGAGCCGUUAACAAACUAUCACCCGCCCCCCACCCCCGGCGUCACGGGGACACGUAUUUUUGUUAUUUUUUUCCCCCGCUCGCGGGAUGGGUGACAUAUCCCCCCAAGUCAGUGGUUCCGCCGCUCUACUGUAUAUUACGCAAAUACACGCAGUUUCCACUUUUGAAAACGUAUCGUCAGCUCCGCAGCCAACACCGUUGGGAACCGGCGACGUCAGGAGGAGAGGAGCGCUUUGGGGGGCGGCGGGGUGGUUUUUGUUGAGUGAGGCCGGUAGGACGACGAUGACGACGAUCGUGAAACCACAUUCCAGCUUUUUACUCUUCGCUGUAGAUUAGGGGGGGGUGGGGGGGCAAAGCAGGGGGGGAGGGGGGGGAGGUGCCACCGAGGGUAAGCGGGGGGGGGGGGGGGCUCACUGAUGGUGGGAGAGAAGAGAGACGAAUCGGUCAGCUGGGGGGGCGGCAGGUUGGCAGGAUUGAUUAGAUUACACGCUGGACUGUCGGAGGGGUUCUCUGCAGAAUGGGUCCGACUGUGGGGGGUGCUGGUUGUGACCCCCCCCCCAUCCCCGAUCACUCGUGGGCUGUGCGCGUGCGACGUUGCUCGCCAGAUGGGGGGGGGGGGGGCGGGGGUUCGCUUUGACGUUUGGUUCUUCGUCGCUUUCGCGGCCCCAAUCUUCAAAGCGAUGGAGCGUGCGUCCCCCCCGUGGGGAAAGCAACCGGCCGCUCUCUCAAACGGCAGCAGCGGGGGGGGGGGGGGGGCGGUAGAGUUGUGUGCCGUCGCGUCUCUGUUCGUCAUCGCUGGUGGGCGGGGGGAGGUGGGGUGGGCGUGAUUUUUGUUUAACCGGGUGAGAUGUUGGGGGGGGUGGGAUAUCGUCUCUUUGUUUGGCAAGUGACCUGGAUCUACCGAAGUGACAAACCUUCAGGUUUUACACGGAGACGAAGUUUGCCCUCCCUUUUUUUUAAAAUGGAAUUUCCGGCCCAAGAUGCACCGCGAAAUGCGGUCUCUCCAUCGUUUGAAAUGAAAUCUAUCGGCGUAAGCGGCUCACCGCCGCCUCCUGGAUUAUGGCUUUUUGUUGCCACGUGUUCGCGCAAGAUAUUGAUUGUAGGGUUUCCACAAACCCAGCAUGUUACAGUAUCAUCACACGUGUGUGUGGAUGGGAAUGGUCGACUCUUGCGCGCGUGCGCACACACAUCACUGCAUGUGCCGUGAGCCUAAGAAUCCGUUUCAAUCGGCGGAUCUGUCACGUGUCUAUUUACACGGGGUUGCACAGCAACCUGGAUAUAAUCAGAAUAAAGUUUUGAGUUGCGCAUCUUAAAUAACCCCCGCCCACUCAGUCUCGGGGACUUCCAGGAGGAGGGGGAAGGGGUUCUUCGUAGGAGAAGUUUGGCCAAUAUCAGGAGAGUGGACGCGACUGACGUCCCCGUUUUUAGGCCUACCCACUGCGAAACGGCCUUCACCCGUCGCGUCACCGCGAGCAUCUUUGCCGCACUAAUUGGGGUACUCGAGGGGAGAGAGGGGUGGGGGGAUUCGUCGAGCUGGCAACAACAACGCUGCAUUUCUCAUUUUAACGUCGCACUCUGUGACCGGCUUCCCCUCCGUGUGCCCGUGUGGACGCACGGUUUUUGGAUCAUAGUCGGCAAGGGAUUGUGUUGAUGUUGAUGUUGGGGGGGGGGGGGGUGAGGGGAUCAGCACCAAAGGUAAAUUUUGAAGUUCCGAUUUUGGCCCAGGAAAGGCUUCCCCCCCCCCCCCACCCCCGAAGAGAGGGUGCGCUUGUAACGAGUGACAGCCUGUGCUGGCGAGGUUGGAGUCGCGACGAGGCAGCGAGGCGUUUGCGAGUUGAGAGAGAGGGGUCACUUUUGCCGACGCUGCCUCGUCCGCACACCGCGCCGGCUCCGAGCGGGCGUUGAAAUCCCUCCUUUGAUGUUGGCCGUCACGUUAACCCGAUAACUUUUUUGUGUUUUCCUUUUUUGGGUAUUUUUAUUUCGUGGCUUUUGUACCGGUCGUAAUUUUCCGUUCGCCAAGGCACGUGCCACAAAAACCAAACUCCCGAGAGUGUCUUAAGUUUAUUGUUGCCUGCAAUGUUUGUUGUUUAUCUUUUCAUCGGGGGUUUUCUCGCCUUCAUUUUCUUGUUCUUUUUUUGUAAACCGCAGCCGUUCAUCUGAAAUGCGUUUUGAUUUCUCGUCACCAAAAUCGCCUGCGAGUCGAGGUGGGCCAACAUGCGCUUUGCGGUCGCCACCCUGAAGCAGAAAAUUCCAGCCGCGGACCACUUUGUUGUUUUUUCCCCCCCCGGGGCAGACUGUAAACGCCGUCGCGCUACCUUUUAACUCAUGACGGUCGUGAUAAUAACGACAAUUAAAAAAUAUAUAUAUCGCGCUGUGACAUGGCGAGCAAAUUUUUCAAGGGCGCUGAACAAACGACCAAUAAACGUUCAACCUUCGUCUUUAGUCCCGCCGCAGAGUGACAACGCAGGGUUGUGGCUUCACUCGUGGAUGGCCGACAAGGUGAGUUGCGGUGUCGAUUGACUGCAGUUGGCCCGGCACAGCUUGGUCACAGCUUGGUCACAGCUUGGUCACAGCUUGGUCACAGCUUGGUCACCGCUUGGUCACACGGUUAUCGACGGCUCCUGGCCCGGCCGGGCCGGCAAGGGUGAAGCCACCACGCUCGCCCAACAUCGGUUUGAGACCCCCCCCCCCCUCUCUUGCAGCCGCGCUGUAACAAUGCUGCCUUCAGGGGUGUUCCCCCCCCCCCCCCCCCUUCUAAAGAGAAGACGCUAGGGACGAGUGCGUCUGGCAGAGGCCGGCAUUUUCUGCUCCUGUAGCGCCGAGACGGACCACACGCCGUCCCGCGUGCGGCGUUGUUUGCGCGCCCCGGUGUUACGCCGCGUCCACGCCUCUCGGUGUCCCGCCACCGACCCACGUGUACAUAUGCACCGCUCGCCUCCCCCACAGGUGCCAGCCACAACAGAGCCGUGGUGGAGAGCGAGAGAGCCCCCCCUCCCCAGAGUCGCACGCCACCAAGAACCGGUGAUUUUGCGCUCACGACGACGCUGAUGAUCACUGCUACUCGUAUAUAGGUUAAACACCACGCGGUGACGGGUUCAUGGGGCACGGGGGUGCAUUUUUGCUUUUGGUAGAAUAAUUACCAUUCGAUUAUUGUUACUGUGACGGAUUUUAACUGUAAAAUAUAUCGACUCGAUUCCUUCUCUCUAUUUUGUUUUGUUAUUGCGGUAUCUCUCUUGGUAGGCCUUCACAAUUAUAAUUGUGAUUUUUACCGUCGUUUUUUUAUGUUCGCAAAAAUGUUGGGCCGGUUCACAGGGCCUGCCUCGUUCACCUGUCGUAACAAUAACGCUCCGGUUAUUACUUUAACCCGAGGUGAAGGGGGACUUCUGACCCGCCGAGGUCGUCACGAUGAUCCUGUCUUGAGGGUUCCUGCUCUUUUAUUGGGGGGGAGGGGCGGGGUUGAAUGUGUGGCCAAGUUUUUUAAUUGACGUGCAGCUCUGGUGUGGGGAAAUUUUUUUUUUCUGUUGGCAUCAUAAGGGAUGAGUUUAACGCCGGUCCUCACCCUCCCCCCUCCUUUUUACAUUUGGAAUUUGCCUUCGUUUUUCAACGGAGCUUUUAAACUUAAGUGACGUAAAACUUUAAACCCCACUGUGUAGACGAUAUUUAAUAAUCCCUAAGUGCGCUUUUACAACAUCUCUUUUAUUGGAGGAAGCCGGAGAACCCCGGCAACAUUAAGAAGGGAAACGCUCAAAAGAUUGCCCCCACCGCCCCCUUCACGCAUCACCACCCAGCACGACACGUGGCAGGGGAGGGAGUCUUAUCCCUCCCCCUCCAUCCCCACUCGUGCUGCUGGACGGGAGGUGAUGGGGUUGGUGAUGUCAUCGAGGUAAUCCGAGCUGGGGGUGGCCUGGGAGGGCGAGCGGAGUGACGUCGUCGUCCCAGGGUUGCGGUGUCCCAUCUGGCUGCAGGGUGGGGCGCGAGUUGUGGCCGAGCAAUCUUCCCCGCUUUGCUUUGGGUUGGGCGAGCCGCCUCCUGGCGGUGGUGGGUGGUUGUGAUCUUCACACGCAACAUUUGUGCGGCAUAUUGUACGGAAGGAAUUCGAUAAAAUUGCACCCUGUCAGCAGUUACGUUUGGCAAAUAACAUCGCAGACACUGAUGGGGGACUCCGAGUAUGCGAAGCCAACCAAUUUACAGAUUCCUUUUUAAAGGCUAUCUUGGUCCUCCCCGAUGGUCCCAUUGCGAUGAUUGCAAGUUAUCCGCGGCCGAUAUGCCCUUGGUGAUUGUUCUUAUUCUUUGGGCUGAUGUCGUGAACAAAACCCGUAUGAAUGACGCCAACAGAAAGAGAAACCGAUAGAAGCCAAACGACGGGAGUUAAAUAAAACUGAGCUGCAAAGAAUCGAUUUUUCCCCUAUCCAAUCGUCAACCGAGAAUCGUGAAAUCUUAAUCUCUCAUGGGAAGGAGGUGGGUGCGGGCAGUUGCCAAGUCAUUGCCAGACCCUGACGGGGGUUGUCAACGUCCCGUGAUAUUCCGUGUCCAGAUUGUUGUAUUUUGUUUUGUGCACACACACGCACACCUGUGGUGCCUGCCUUGGAUCGCCGAUGUCCUGUUGUACCCCCCCCAGCUAUUUCUGUUGUCCAUAGAAACCCCUUCAUUAAAACUUCCAACAGCUGCCCUCCCUCCAUCCCUCCCUUGCCUACCCCGAGUUUGCUCCGCCUGCCGUUCCUCCUCCCCAGCACCGUUACGGGUUGAUGGUGGUGCAACGGGGACACGGAGAGAAUGUGUGGUGAUGGUCGUGGUGGAGGUGGAGUGCCCGGUCCGUAGUGUGCUGUAAACUGCGACAACUCGGAGGAAUUAUUUACCAGAGUUGAGAUCGGUGGGGGUUCGUUUUGUUUAAAUGGACACAUGGGGGUGAGGGGGGGGACGAAUGAAACACGUGUUGUCUGGAUGAUGCGAACAGCUCUUACAACUUUCUCGUCUCAAACCCGUUGAACGCUGUUCCCUGCACACAACGCAGACUUGAAGUGACCCGUGGUGAUGUUUUUGGCGUGUUAGGGUUGUCCAGCGGGUUGGGUCGUCACCCGGUGGUGUUUUUUUACCGUUCUACCGAUCGGUAACGAUCAACCCCCCCCCCCCCCCCCCAAAACCAUCCCCCAGAAUCAACGUUCUCACGUUCAAAAAGAUGAUAAAGAUGGACACGAACCUCCCCGUUUUUAAAAAAAGUAAACUUUGAAAGGAAACCAUUUAACGACGCUCAAGACAAUUAAAACAAUUUUAAUCAAAAAAAUCUUUAAAAGACAAAACUUAAUCGCCUAAAAGAAGAAUAACUCGUGAUUUAUUGCAGGUUUUUAUAAAUAUAUGAAUAUAAUCGACUUUUUAACGUAGCUUUUUGGUGUGUACUGUAGAAGCGGUCUGAGUGUGUGGCUGGCUUCUGGUUGAGUGGGCACCCUCCCGACCCCGCCGCCUCCCCCUACCUCCCCAUGUUCGCUUUAAAACUAAAAAAAAAUGCCUUUUUCAUUUCGCUGGGAACGUCGCUCGGUUCUGUUUCCUCGCGCUUCCGUCUCGCUCUGUAAAACGGAACAAUGUGCGUUAACGGCUACGGACUCUCGUGUCUCUUUAUUUCUGAUUUUAUUUCUGAUUUUAUUUCACCCUCUUGGGGUUUUUCUGACCGCACAACCGAGCCAGGCGCGGGUCGGGAGGCACCCGCUUGGUGGUUUUUGUUGUUUCCCCACUGCCUGGAGCCGUGCCGUGCCGCCUACCACGCAACGCAAUUGAUGAGUCGAGUCGUGGGUAAAAGUCCAACGUGAAACCGACACCGACCUACGACCGAAAAUAUUUGCGCCCCCCGCUACUCUGGCCCUGCUUGGCCCCCCAAGCCAAAUUCAGAUGUUUUGCGAGGCCUCAGUUUCACGGCUUGGUUCUGGCUCGGCUCGACAAAAUAGCCAGUGGAAAAACCACCCCCCGUGCUCGGAUGUGCCAUGGUAAAGAAGAGGUGUUUGUGAUGAUAGGUGGGGUGGGCUUUGGAGUCCCACAGUCCGCUUUGUGGGUCCUGUGCCUUGUUGUGCAUGGAUUCAGUUUCACUUUGGUCUUCACGGUCUGCCGCCUCAACAUUUUACUCUCGGUGGUAUUUACAUUUUGGAGAAGAUGAGUUCCGUUUUUGUCUCGAUACUAAAAUAGCUGUGGUCCCGUCCCCUCCUCACACAAUCGCCGCCUCACCCCCUGCUCACGAACUCUCUCGCCUACGCCUCCCCCAACCCAUGUGGUUUAUAUUGGUGCUCAGCUUUCUCUCAUUUUGGACACCAGACGUUUUAAUCUUUCAGCUGCAAAAGCCCCGAUGGGCUAUGAAGCUCUUCUAUCACACGUCCCAAAACCCCCGUGCCAUCCCAAGAUGAUUGAUAACAAUGGCCUUUAUACCCAGGAAGCUUCCUAGAGUAUCCACGUUGCUUGCUUGAGGAGGGUCCUGCAUUCAGAGUGUUUGAGUAUCCACAGAAACCUCACCGUGCAGACGUAGGAUGGAUAAACACUCAAGGUCUUCGCGGAUAAUCUCGUGAGCUCGUUUGCGUUUUACCUUCCAUUUGGCUGGCCACUUUCGCCCCGUGGAGUUGCGAGUAUCACAGCUCUUGCCUCCUGAAGCGAUGACUCGCGCACCCACCAACCUGACGACGGUGACGAUGGUUGUGAUGAGGUCCACGGGACCUGUUUGAUCUCACCGUGCCCCCCCCCCCUUGCCUCGUGGCAGCCGUCGAUCUAAAUCCGCCCCGCGAUCCUUCGGUGCACACUCGACUCCGAAACCCGUCUCUCCAUCCACACGCUCUUCCCGUCGCACGCACCGCGUCUCUCACUUUGCUCUGCGUCCUCGCUCGCCCAGCCUCCCCCCUGCUCUCCCCUCUCCUGACCACCCCCAUCCCCCCCCCACCACCACCCCUCCAGGGGAGUGGCCGUGUGCGGUAGCGUGCAGUGUCGCCGUUGUUAUUUAAAUAAGAAACUAAAAUGAUGUAAUAAAGCCAUUUCACAUGAG
This is a messenger RNA of Lethenteron reissneri (Far Eastern brook lamprey), 9388 nucleotides long. RefSeq names its product guanine nucleotide-binding protein G(I)/G(S)/G(T) subunit beta-1-like. Gene Ontology annotation, biological process: signal transduction. Gene Ontology annotation, molecular function: protein binding. The record is from RefSeq and is a predicted model, not a curated record. Lineage: Eukaryota; Metazoa; Chordata; Hyperoartia; Petromyzontiformes; Petromyzontidae.